Musa acuminata subsp. malaccensis (wild Malaysian banana) is the source of this 1531-nucleotide messenger RNA. RefSeq lists its product as uncharacterized. Lineage: Eukaryota; Viridiplantae; Streptophyta; Magnoliopsida; Zingiberales; Musaceae. The record is from RefSeq and is a predicted model, not a curated record.
UCCUCAGCUAUUCUCCUCCGAACACUAAUCCGCACUCCAAAACAGAAACAAAGCCAAAAACUGCCGACGGUUGUUCCAAUGACCGCCCCGUUUACUUGGAAAAGUCAACGUCUUCCAUGCGAAGAACAUUAGGCUAUGAUCAACUGCUGCGUUGCUCACCGUUCCUUGUGGGAGAUCACACCCACCGGAGGAGGUCGUUCAUCUAAUACGGCGUCUCAGCUCGUCGACGAUCAUCAUGGUGCCAGAAGGUGGACGAGGAGAAGAUGCGGAAUCCGGCUUUGUUGCCUACUUCAAACGUACCCUCUGGUUCUCCUUUUGCACCUUCGCCGUUUCUUCGGGAUCAUUGCUACAGAUCUUACCCGGGGAUAAGGAUUUGGCAGCACAUGCAAAUACAGCCAUCCUCAAGAUCUGUAUCCUCUUCAACAUGUUCACCAUAAUUUCCUCCAUCAUCUUGAUGUUCUUCUCUUUCAUCAUCAGCUACACUCAACGCCGCAUGAUCACACGCUUCCAGCUUCGUGUUGGCACAAGUAUAUUCAUCUCCUCCGUCGGCCUGCUGGUGCUGACAAACUACCUGUUCAUGCUCAUCCUCAAAAAGCCCUACAUGCUGGCCAUGGUUCCUCUUCUCCUUCUUCUGGGGAUCACCCUCGUCGUGCUCCUUCGCGGAGGAACUCUACGACAUGAAGUCCAUGGCGACGACCACGCACUUUCCCAAGCACAGGAAUCGAAGCUACUGAACUUGUCAUCUUAUGUCACCGCCAUCACUUCUGGGGGCAUCAUAAGCACGGUCAUCGCUUACAUGAAGAACUUCACCUCGUCAGCUUAUCACUUCCGCCUCGAAUCAUCCGUGGUUUUGCUCUUCAUCAACAACAUAAUAGGCUUCUUCGCCAUGCUGCUUUUGCUAUUCACUUUGAUGCUUAGUUACUCCGCCGACCGCCGUGAAGGCCUGAUCGCAAUUGCAAGCUUCUCCACCUACGCUUCAUUUGUCCUGUCAACGCUGUUGACGCUGAUGGUCGCGUCCGAGUCGCUUGCUUUCCCCCACGUCUUGUCCACUAUGCUCUUUGCCGUCGGUGGAGUUCUGUACUACCAUCUACGGAGGCGAGAAACAGGCACGCAAGAAGAUGAGGUGGUUCAGCUGGAGGAUAUAUGGAAGAACAUAGGGACCUUUGCCUUUUUGCUGUUGAUGGUGGUCCGCCUACUGCAUCUGGGCAGCGAAGCAUUCGCCAUUAAAAGCUUCAUGUUUCUAUGUGUUUCGGCUUUCCUAUGCAUUCAGAGCCAGAUGCUAAUGGCGGUGCUGAGGCCUGUGGGCAGGGGAAGAUUGAACAUAAAGAUCAUCUUUGGUCUCGUUGGCGCGCUGCUGGUGGGCGCCAUGUUGAGUGUCAUCAGUGUCAUCUUCAUCUGACAUGUUAAGCCUCAGAUCAGAUCAGUCUGCCUACCUAUUCCUGUAUGCAACACAUAACAUAUAUACGUAACAUACAUUUAUGUCCUAGAAAUAUGUUGGACACCACCUAGUAUAUUAAAUUAAUUUGAGUUA